AUGUCAAUUCUCCGACAGGCCAAGAUCAUCCCUCAUCUAUCUUCGAGCAGGGGUCACAACAACCUAGGAUGGCUGGACACUUAUCACAGCUUUUCCUUUGCCGAUUGGCACGAUCCCAGAUACACUCACUUUGGAGCCCUACGAGUCUUGAAUGAAGAUAGAGUGAAGCCCAACACGGGAUUCCCCACUCACCCUCACCGGGACUUUGAAAUCUUCAGCUACAUCUUAUCCGGAGAGUUGACGCAUCGUGAUUCUAUGCUCACCAAGGGCAAGGAGGGUGGUCAAUCCGAUAAAUUCUUCCGGAUGCACCGUGGAGACGUGCAAUUCACUACAGGCGGCACGGGUAUAGCCCACUCUGAAUUCAACGAGCACAACAAGGACACGGUCCACUUUCUUCAGAUCUGGGCUAUCCCGUGGAAGAGGGGCCUAACUCCUCGAUAUCACACUCGCAAUUUCCCGGAGGAGGCCAAGCGAGAGGGCUUUGUAAAGAUCCUCAGCCCGCUCAAGGCUGGCGAGGAUGCUACCUUUCAAGAGGAAGCGGAAGCAGAGCCUACCAUCCCAGAAACAAUCCCCAUUCACGCAGAUCUCGUCAUGGGCGCUGGCAUCAUCGCACCGGACGGCAAGUUUGAGUGGACAGUUGGAGGCGGCGCAGGCCAAAAGACACAGCGCAAGGUCUAUAUCCACCUGCCAAUGCUAAAGGGCGGAAAGGCCAAGAUCCGGCUCGAUGGGCGAGAGGACGCAGAGCUUUCCGAGGGAGACGGCGCAUUUGUCGAUGGAGUUCAGAUUGGAGACAAGUUAAUAGUGGAGAGCAUUGGAGAGGCCGAAGCCGAGGUGGUUGUGCUUGACACGGCUUGA
Messenger RNA from Trichoderma breve, 855 nucleotides. Its product is annotated as pirin domain-containing protein. The record is from RefSeq and is a predicted model, not a curated record. The transcript has a single exon. Lineage: Eukaryota; Fungi; Ascomycota; Sordariomycetes; Hypocreales; Hypocreaceae. Bases 1 to 855 code for a protein of 284 amino acids.